AUGGAUUUCAUCAACAAGUUCAAGCAUGGCGAGGAGCCGGAGCAGAAGCAUGAAUACACGGAUAGUGCCGCCCAAACUGGGUCAACGCACGACCUUUCCAAUACGGCUCCUCAGCACGACGCAGAAGAGCCCAAGAGGGACUUCAUCGGCAAGCUUAUCGGAGGCAGUGGACAUCACGGCGGGAAGCACGAGUCGGGCGACAAGGACAAGGGCUUCUUUGACAAGCUCAUCAGCAAAGAGGACCGGGAGAAAAAGAAUCUUGAGCUCGAGAAGCGAGAACUGGAGCUGAAUUAUGAGCUCGAAAAGGUGCUAAAAGAGAAGAAGGAUAACGAAACCUUCUUCGACAAGCUCAAGGACAAGUUUGACGGCGACAUUGACAAGGAGAAGGUGGUGCAGCACGAGGCGAAGGAGGAGGAUGACAAGCCCAGCUUCUUCGACAAGCUGACAGGGAAGGACGAGAGAGAGAAGAAGGCCGUCGAGCUCGACCGAAAGGAGGCUGAGAUCAGAGCAGACCUGGAGAAGGUGAAGCAUGACAAGAAGGAAAACCAGGACCUGCUGGAACGCAUCAAAGACAAGCUGGACGGUGACGAGGACGAGGAGCAGGCGAAGCCGCACGAAAAGCCCAGCUUCCUCGACAAGAUCACCGGCAAGGCCGAGGAGGAGGAGCGUCGACGCAAGGAAGAGGAGAACAAGAACGCAUUCGAGAAGAUGCACGACCGCAUCAACGAGAACCUUGGUGGCGGGCGCAAGGCUGAAGAGAAGGAGGACUUCCUUGACAAGACUAUCGAUGGGUUCCAAGAGCAUGUCCUCCACAAGGGCGACCAAAGCCACGAGAGCGCUUUCGAGCAGGCCAAGGACGCGCAGAUUGCACAUGCCAUUCGGAAUCAAUUGCACCUCAAGGACAAGGACAAGAAAUAA
This is a messenger RNA of Diaporthe amygdali, 918 nucleotides long. RefSeq lists its product as uncharacterized. The transcript has 2 exons. NCBI's taxonomy places the organism in Eukaryota, Fungi, Ascomycota, Sordariomycetes, Diaporthales, Diaporthaceae. Bases 1 to 918 code for a protein of 305 amino acids. The record is from RefSeq and is a predicted model, not a curated record.